Necator americanus (New World hookworm) is the source of this 738-nucleotide messenger RNA. RefSeq lists its product as uncharacterized. The coding region runs from base 1 to 738 and encodes 245 amino acids. NCBI's taxonomy places the organism in Eukaryota, Metazoa, Nematoda, Chromadorea, Rhabditida, Ancylostomatidae. The record is from RefSeq and is a predicted model, not a curated record. The transcript has a single exon.
AUGAACAAAAUCGAUGACUGGGGAUCUUUGGAGGCCGAGGGAAAAAUAUUAAUAAUGAUGAAGCCUCAACACGACGCUACCUUCUCACGCAUGAACAAAAUCGAUGGCUGGGGAUCUUUGGAGGCCGAGGGAAAAAUAUUCAUAACGAUAAAGCCUCAACACGACGCUACCUUCUCACGCAUGAACAAAAUCGAUGGCUGGGGAUCUUUGGAGGCCGAGGGAAAAAUAUUCAUAAUGACGAAGCCUCAACACGACGCUACCUUCUCACGCAUGAACAAAAUCGAUGGCUGGGGAUCUUUGGAGGCCGAGGGAAAAAUAUUCAUAAUGACGAAGCCUCAACACGAGGCUUCCCCCUCAACCGCCCUCAAAAUCAAUGACUGGGGAUCAUUGGAGGCCGAGGGAAAAAUAUUCAUAAUGAUGAAGCCUCAACACGACGCUACCUUCUCACGCAUGAACAAAAUCGAUGGCUGGGGAUCUUUGGAGGCCGAGGGAAAAAUAUUCAUAAUGAUAAAGCCUCAACACGACGCUACCUUCUCACGCAUGAACAAAAUCGAUGGCUGGGGAUCUUUGGAGGCCGAGGGAAAAAUAUUCAUAAUGAUGAAGCCUCAACACGACGCUACCUUCUCACGCAUGAACAAAAUCGAUGGCUGGGGAUCUUUGGAGGCCGAGGGAAAAAUAUUCAUAAUGAUGAAGCCUCAACACGACGCUACCUUCUCAAUCGCUGACCAAAAUCGAUGA